UCACGUGAGCGUGGUGGUCACAUGACCGCAUCCCGGUCCCCAAGAAGAUGGGUGCUCGGCCGUGGCCUGCCCUGCGCUGGGCCCUGACCCUGCUGCUGGUGCUGGGGCCACGCUGCCUGGAGGCUGGGACCCCCAGAGCCCCGGAGAGCGACUUCCAGGAAGGCUACUUUGAGCAGCUCCUGGACCAUUUCAACUUCGAGAGGUUCGGCAACAAGACCUUCCCCCAGCGGUUCCUGGUGUCAGAGAAGUUCUGGAAAAAGGGCAAGGGCCCCAUAUUCUUCUACACGGGCAAUGAGGGGGACGUGUGGUCCUUCGCCAACAACUCAGGCUUCAUCCAGGAGCUGGCGGCUCAGCAGGAGGCCCUGGUCGUCUUCGCGGAGCACCGCUACUAUGGGAAGUCACUGCCGUUCGGCGACCAGUCUACGCGGCGCGGGCACACGGAGCUGCUGACGGUGGAGCAGGCCCUGGCCGACUUCGCCAGGCUGAUCCGCGCUCUGCAGCGCGACCUUGGGGCCUACGACAGCCCCGUCAUCGCCUUUGGUGGCAGCUACGGGGGGAUGCUCAGCGCCUACAUGAGGAUGAAGUACCCCCAUCUCGUGGCCGGCGCGCUCGCGGCCAGUGCGCCUGUCGUGGCUGUGGCCGGCCUCGGCGACUCCUACCAGUUCUUCCGGGACGUCUCAGCACCCUUCUCUCUCCAGGACUUUGAGGGCCAGAGUCCCAAGUGUGCCCAGGGCGUGCGGGACGCGUUCCGGCAGAUCAAGGACUUGUUCUCCCAGGGAGCCUACGACACGGUCAGCCGGGAGUUUGGCACCUGCCAGCCACUGUCCAGCCGGGAGGACCUGACCCAGCUCUUCGGGUUCGCCCGGAAUGCCUUCACCGUGCUGGCCAUGAUGGACUACCCGUACCCCACCGACUUCAUCGGGCACCUUCCCGCCAACCCAGUCAAGGCAAGAGGCUUGCUCCCGAUGCUGGGAAACGCGGGCAGGGAUCUGGGCAGGGCAGUGUCCGAGGACAGAGAAGUGCCCAUGGGAUGGCCAGUGCUGGACGGCCCAAGAGCUCGCAGCCACUCUGGAGCCCAGGACCAGGGCAGGGUCAAUUGGGAGGGGGGCCAUAGGCGAGCGGGGGUCUUUGGUUGGCUUCCCCAGGUUGGUUGUGACCGGCUGCUGAGUGAGAGCCAGAGGAUCAAGGGGCUGCGAGCCCUGGCUGGUGCGUCUGCCCCUCGGCCCUGCGCCAUGUGUCGGGGGUGGACAUGGCUUGGGGGCGCAGGCCAUGUGGAGGCGAAGAGCACCGACGUUCCCAGGCUGGUGUACAACUCCUCGGGCACCAUGUCCUGCUACGACAUCUACCAGCAGUACCAGGCCUGCGCGGACCCCACAGGCUGUGGCUCCGGCUCUGAUGCCAGGGCCUGGGAUUACCAGGCCUGCACCGAGAUCAACUUGACGUUUUCCAGCAACAACGUGACAGACCUUUUCCCUGAGCUGCCCUUCACGGAGGCGAUCCGCCAGCAGUACUGCCGGGACACGUGGGGUGUGUGGCCCCGGAGGGACUGGCUGCAGACCAGCUUCGGCGGGGACGACCUCAAAGCUGCCAGCAACAUCCUCUUCUCCAACGGUGACCUGGACCCCUGGGCAGGGGGUGGGAUCCGGACUAACCUGAGUGCGUCAGUCCUCGCCAUCACCAUCCAGGGGGGCGCCCAUCACCUAGACCUGAGAGCGUCUCAUCCAGAAGACCCCACGUCUGUCCAGGAGGCUCGUGGGUUUGAGGCCAGGCUCAUCCACAAGUGGGUGGAAACAGCCAGAGGCAAUCAGCGGCGGCAGCCGGCCCAGCGUGGGGGACUCAGAGGUUGAGUGCUCCCCAGCCGAGGCCCAGAGAGGACUCCAGGGGAGCAUCUCAGGGCUCUGCGGUGAGCGGCUGCAGAAGCGUUGGGCAGCCCGGUUAGUGCGGUGUGGGCUGAGGGAGCAAACGUGAACACAGACUAGCAAACCAGCCGCACGUUUAAUAAAACAGAGCCCUCAA
Mustela lutreola (European mink) is the source of this 2016-nucleotide messenger RNA. It is a transcript of the gene DPP7, whose product is annotated as dipeptidyl peptidase 7. The transcript has 12 exons. Gene Ontology annotation, biological process: proteolysis. Lineage: Eukaryota; Metazoa; Chordata; Mammalia; Carnivora; Mustelidae. The coding region runs from base 48 to 1847 and encodes 599 amino acids. The record is from RefSeq and is a predicted model, not a curated record. Gene Ontology annotation, cellular component: vesicle. Gene Ontology annotation, molecular function: dipeptidyl-peptidase activity; serine-type exopeptidase activity.